Molecule: messenger RNA, 925 nt
Organism: Fusarium oxysporum Fo47
Lineage: Eukaryota; Fungi; Ascomycota; Sordariomycetes; Hypocreales; Nectriaceae
Product: SDR family oxidoreductase
Exons: 1
Coding region: 112-846 (244 amino acids)
Cellular component (GO): membrane
Source: RefSeq, a predicted model, not a curated record
GUUGAUUUAUAAUUUGUGUCACACUCAUAUUGAUCUUUCUCUUCAAAUUCCUGUACUUCAGAAGCAUUUCUCGUAAUCUCUAAAGCUACAACACUUCGAGACGAACCAACAAUGGAGGGCAGGAAGAUUGUGAUUUCGGGUGCAGGCCGUGGCCUUGGCCGUGCUUUGGCCAUUGUCGCUGCUUCUCAAGGAGCUACUCCGAUAUUGCUGGGAAGAUCGCAAAGCGCAUUGCAAGAAGUCAGUGAGACGAUCAAGAGCGACAGCGGCGCAACGGCAUACCCUAUUGUCUGUGAUCUUUCGGACCCUACUUCCGUGGCUCAAGCCGCGAAGGAGAUAGCCGAAUCACAUCCUGAUAUCGAUAUCUUGGUCAACAAUGGAGCCCAUUUCACUGAAGGCAGCUUCGACAAGCAAACCGAUGAUCAGAUCCUAUCGGUCGUGAAUUCAGCAGUCACUGGCACCAUGAUCUUGACACGACAGCUUCUGCCGUUGUUGAGACAACGACCUCGAGCAGACAUUCACAACGUUGUCUCCAUGUCUGGCCUUCAGUACGCGCGGCUCACAGGCGCUUCCCUUCCCUUCAGAGCGGCAAAGGCUGCUCAGGACGGUUUCACCCAGGGAUUGGUGGAGGAACUGAAAGGUACAUCCGUACGCGUCACUUCGGUCUAUCCUGGGUUGAUAGACGAUGUAUCGCCUACCAGUGCCGAAUGGCAGAAGCUGCGUGGUUCUGAGGAGGGUAUAACGAAUAAAAACGUCGUUGAUACAAUCAUCUACGUACUGUCGGCGCCACCAAACGUGUCAUUACGCUCUAUCGUUAUCGAGCGGACUCUAUCAGACUUCCUGAUUUGAUCAAGAGUACAGAUAUUGAGAAGUAGCAAGUCUAGUAGCUUCAGAGUGACUUGCGGCAGAGAUAAAGGUUAUAGUUGUG